This is a messenger RNA of Ixodes scapularis (black-legged tick), 1668 nucleotides long. Its product is annotated as TNF receptor-associated factor 2. Gene Ontology annotation, biological process: protein K63-linked ubiquitination; positive regulation of JNK cascade; regulation of canonical NF-kappaB signal transduction. NCBI's taxonomy places the organism in Eukaryota, Metazoa, Arthropoda, Arachnida, Ixodida, Ixodidae. Bases 41 to 1462 code for a protein of 473 amino acids. Gene Ontology annotation, molecular function: tumor necrosis factor receptor binding; ubiquitin protein ligase binding. Gene Ontology annotation, cellular component: cytoplasmic side of plasma membrane; plasma membrane signaling receptor complex. The transcript is spliced from 3 exons. The record is from RefSeq and is a predicted model, not a curated record.
UUUUCGCUUUCUAGCGGGUCUGCAAACGUCGAAGCAUUCCAUGACUACAAGCAACGGAAUGGGGGACAGCGCCCGUGCCCGAGUGGAGACGGUGUCUUUCCGAGUAGCAGGCUUCUUGGACAUCCUUGACUGGAGGCCUGUGCUGUUUCAAGAGCCCAUCAUAGCACAAAGAGCAUGUGCCCUGUGCGGCGUUGUGUACAAGAAAGCAGUCAGACUUUCCUGCGUGCACACACUGUGCUUAAAAUGCCAUGCAAAGUGCGUCGACAAAGGAAGUGUAUGCCCUGUUGACCAGGAACCCUUUUGCGAAGAAGAUGUAGAGAAACUGGAGGUCUCUGUUGAGUACAUUUUGAAACGUAAGGUUGCCUGCUGGAACGCACCUAGAGGCUGCUGCUUUAUCGGUUCUGCUGCCAGCCUCCUGGACCACUGCAAGGAGUGCCACUUCAGCAUCGUGUCCUGCUGCCUCUGCCACUCGGCAGUGUCGCAAGGCGACAUUUGGGAGCACUUCAAGAGUGGCUGCAGCAUUGACGAAGCCACCCUUGAACCUGCCCACAAUCCCACCACACAAGACCUCGGAGAAGUCACCAGAGCUUGCCUCGAGAUGAAGCAAGCCAUGGGAAGGAUCGGCGAAGAGAUAAUGUCGCUGAAAACCAGUUUGAACCAGUGCUGUGAAGACAUCAGAGCAACAGAUGUGAGCUGCAUACAGCUGUUGGAAGAUCAGGCGUCCAGGAUCGGUGACCUCAAUGCACUCUGUGCUGCUGGCUUUACCAAAGAACAAAGGGCACUUGAAAAAGCUGUCGCCGACGUGUCCGUCGUUGUGACGAACGACGGCAACAGAAACAGAGAGCUGGUGAGUCAGGAAUUGUGUACACAUAGCGACCGGCUCAUUACGGGCACAGAAAAAGUGUCUACCACUGUGACAAGCAACAGAGAGCUAUUGAUUAAGAAACUACAUGCAGAGAGCAACCGGCUGAUUGCAUGCACAAAAGGGCUGUCCGGGGAAUUCAUUUAUUUCUGUGGGCAAAGGGCAUAUCACUGGUACACCAGUGACUGGGCUCGCAUGAAGGCCACAGCAAUGAAAGGUGGCUCUGCAGACUCCCUCAGCCCCACGUGGUAUGCCUUUGGAUACAGGGUUCGUCUUCAUCUUAAGCUUCAGAAGAACGAGAACGGAGAGCUCCAUCUCGGCUGUUUUUUCAGUAUCCAUCCUGGCAGCAAUGAUUCGGACCUUGGGUGGCCUUUUAGUAAAUCACUUGAAUUCAAAAUUGUUCAUCCUAAGUGCCGGUCAAUGGACAUCUCCGACAAAAUUAAUGCCGACUUACAUCGAGAACAACCCGCUUUUCAGAAGCCGAGAGGAACCUGGACUACAGGGUGUGGAACGGGUUCCCUCUGCUCUGCAGAUAAACUCGACAAUGGAGGGUUUCUUUGCGGCAACACACUGCACAUCGUCUUGGAGGUCAAGUCGUAGCCAAUUCACUGCAAUUGCUUCAAGGUGGCCAAACUGUAGAGAAUGAUUUUGCAAACAUGCCUAUUUUUGCAGUAUGUUUUGAGAAAAGAUUAGGGAACAAAGCAUUCCCAGAAAUGGAUGAAUUAUUAGUUUUUGUAACCUUAAAACUGAAAAUAGCAAUAGAGUUUUCAGGGCAGCGACCUGUGUACAAACAAUAGUCAAACAAA